Molecule: messenger RNA, 1212 nt
Organism: Clonostachys rhizophaga
Lineage: Eukaryota; Fungi; Ascomycota; Sordariomycetes; Hypocreales; Bionectriaceae
Source: the annotation of a GenBank genome assembly
AUGUCUGAACGCAAAGUCUAUGCCCAUUACAUGGUUGGUAUCACCAGCGGCCAAACCAGCGACCAAUGGACCAACGACAUCAACGACGCCAAGAGUGUCGGCAUCGAUGGAUUUGCUCUGAACAUCGGCCCUUCUGACUCCUACACCUUGGAGCAGAUGCGCCUGGCCUUCGCCGCGGCUGAGAGCGUCGGCGGAUUCACACUCUUCCCGUCCUUCGAUAUGGCCGUCGGCGAAUGGGGUGUGCAGACUGUCAUCGACAUCAUCAACGAGUUCAAGUCCUCCUCUGCCCAUGCCACCAGGAAUGGCUCUCCCCUCAUCAGCACCUUCGAGGGCCCUGGCUGGUCCGGCAACUGGGCCACAGUAAGAUCAGGGACGGGCGGCAUCUACCUUGUUCCCGACUGGAGCAGCCUGGGUCCCGAUGGCGUUGCUGGCAAGCUCGACCAGAUCGACGGACACUUCUCCUGGAAUGCCUGGCCCGGUCCCGGAUCAAAGAACCUGACCUCUGUCGAAGACGAGCGCUACAUCGAGAUCCUUGGCGACAAGUCCUACAUGAUGGGAAUCAGCCCUUGGUUCUACACCAACCUCCCCCAGUACAGCAAGAACUGGUUCUCCACCGGCGACUCCCUCUGGUACGACCGCUGGCAGCAGGCCAUCGACCUCCUCCCCGACAUGAUCGAGAUCAUCACCUGGAACGACUUCGGCGAGUCCAGCUACAUCAGCGACAUCGUCGGCAAGCAGAUCGUCUCCGGCGCCAACGCCUACGUCGAGGGCUAUGACCACUCGGCCUUCCGCGCCGUCCUCCCCUACUUUACCGCCGCCUACAAGGCCGGCAACCGCGCCAUCUCCCCCAGCAACGGCGAACAGGCCAUCGCGUGGUACCGCACCACCAGGGCGUCCCUCGGGGGCGACGGCGGCACCGUCUGGGGCCAGGGCGGCUCCCAGUCCGCCAGCCUCGGCACCUCCGACACGGUCAACGUCCUGACCAUUACCGUCGACGAGCAGGACAUCCAGGUCGCCAUAGGCGGCAGCUCCCAGACGUUCCGCACCGGGAGCGGCGGGCAGCCGGCCAACUUCGUCCAGGUGCCCUUUGGCGAGCUCACCGGCGCCGUGUCUCUCACCCUGGGCGACCGGUCCGUUGUCGGGCCCUCCAUUACCAACAACCUCCCCUCCACCGGAUACGUCAACUUCAACGCCUUGGCCAUUGCUCUGUAA